UAUCACUCUUUUUCUUCUAUUUCUCACAACCCACCACCAUUUUUCUUUUCUCUCAUUCUCUCUCCAUUAUGACUCAAUACUUCUUCUUUGUCUCCGCUUCAUUGUGAUAUAAAAAGAUACAGAAGAUUUUUUAUCAUCUCCCUGUUCUUACCUUAACGGGGUAAAGGAGAGAGAAUAGAGAAAACAAAAAUGGCUGAAAUUUCACCGAAAUUUUUUAUACCGGAGGCACUUCAGGUAUCAAGAGAAGAUAUUGCAGGCCAAAUUGGGUUGAUAUGGGAACUAAUCAAAUCGCCAUUGAUUGUACCCUUGUUGCAACUUGCUGUUUACAUAUGUUUAGUCAUGUCACUCAUGCUUUUCAUGGAAAGACUUUACAUGGGUAUUGUUAUAAUUCUCGUUAAGCUUUUCUGGAAAAAACCAGAAAAGCGUUACAAUUGGGAAGCCAUUCAAGAUGAUGAAGAGUUGGGUAGCACAAAUUUCCCUGUUGUUCUUGUUCAAAUCCCAAUGUUCAACGAAAGGGAGGUUUACAAAGUGUCCAUUGGAGCCGCCUGUGGACUUUCUUGGCCGUCCGAUCGUCUCGUGAUCCAAGUCCUUGAUGAUUCAACUGACGCUACCAUUAAGGAAAUGGUGGAGCAAGAAUGUAUACGAUGGGCAAAUAAAGGCAUAAACAUUAGGUACCAAAUUCGGGAAACUCGUGGAGGAUACAAAGCCGGUGCUCUUAAAGAAGGUCUCAAACGAAGCUACGUUAAACACUGUGAAUUCGUAGUCAUUUUCGACGCCGAUUUUCGGCCGGAGCCGGACUUUCUCCGACGGGCCAUUCCGUUUCUAGUCCAUAAUCCCGACAUUGCUCUUGUUCAAGCUCGUUGGAGAUUUGUAAAUGCUGAUGAAUGCUUGUUGACAAGAAUGCAAGAGAUGUCAUUGGAUUACCAUUUUACAGUGGAGCAAGAAGUGGGUUCUGCAACUCACGCUUUCUUCGGUUUCAAUGGAACGGCUGGUGUAUGGAGAAUUGCUGCAAUUAACGAGGCAGGUGGAUGGAAGGACAGAACGACUGUGGAGGAUAUGGACCUUGCAGUUCGAUCUAGUCUUAAGGGUUGGAAAUUUGUUUACCUUGGUGAUUUACAGGUGAAAAGUGAACUUCCUAGUACAUUUAAAGCCUUCCGAUUCCAGCAGCACCGUUGGUCUUGUGGUCCUGCUAAUUUGUUCAGGAAAAUGGUGAUGGAGAUUGUUAGAAACAAGAAAGUUAGAUUCUGGAAGAAAGUAUAUGUUAUCUACAGUUUCUUCUUCGUCCGAAAGAUUAUUGCUCAUAUGGUCACUUUUUUUUUUUACUGUGUGGUGCUUCCUCUUACCAUUUUGGUUCCUGAAGUUGAAGUUCCAAUUUGGGGUGCUGUUUACAUUCCUUCCAUUAUCACAAUUCUAAAUUCAGUUGGAACUCCAAGAUCAAUUCACCUGUUGUUUUACUGGAUUCUUUUCGAGAAUGUGAUGUCUUUGCAUCGAACUAAGGCCACAUUAAUUGGUCUACUUGAAGCUGGAAGGGCUAAUGAAUGGGUUGUCACAGAAAAACUGGGAGAUACCCUCAAGAAUAAGGCAGCUGAAGCCAAGAACAAAACAAACACCAAAAUCUUCAAAAGACCUCGAUUCAAAAUUGCAGAUAGAUUAAACACUCUGGAGCUUGGAUUCGCAUCUUUCCUCUUCUUCUGUGGAUGCUAUGAUUAUGUCCAUGGGAAGAACCGUUACUAUAUAUACCUUUUCCUCCAAACCAUUACCUUCCUCAUCACAGGAUUAGGCUAUGUUGGCACAAUCGUCUAGCAGCCGUAUUUCCCAAUAAGUUUCAUAUCUAUACUGGCACAAGCCUCUUCAUGUUUUUCAUGCCAUAUCCGUGUGUUUGUUUUUUUUUACUCUCUACAACCAAAUAUCUAUAUAAGUGUCGUUCUGUGAACAACAUUGAUUACAAGUAUUACAUUCAAGUUCAUUCAAACCAAAAGAAAAGGUCAUUCAAUAUGCAAUGGCACACAAAGAUCAUUGCCAUGCCUUCCUCAAAAAAGAAAAAAAC
Messenger RNA from Pistacia vera, 2047 nucleotides. Its product is annotated as glucomannan 4-beta-mannosyltransferase 2. Lineage: Eukaryota; Viridiplantae; Streptophyta; Magnoliopsida; Sapindales; Anacardiaceae. The transcript has 10 exons. Gene Ontology annotation, cellular component: Golgi apparatus. Gene Ontology annotation, molecular function: mannan synthase activity. The record is from RefSeq and is a predicted model, not a curated record. The coding region runs from base 190 to 1803 and encodes 537 amino acids.